This is a messenger RNA of Dicentrarchus labrax (European seabass), 2046 nucleotides long. RefSeq names its product monoacylglycerol O-acyltransferase 2 (gene mogat2). The coding region runs from base 518 to 1525 and encodes 335 amino acids. Gene Ontology annotation, molecular function: 2-acylglycerol O-acyltransferase activity; diacylglycerol O-acyltransferase activity. The transcript has 6 exons. Gene Ontology annotation, cellular component: endoplasmic reticulum membrane. NCBI's taxonomy places the organism in Eukaryota, Metazoa, Chordata, Actinopteri, Moronidae. The record is from RefSeq and is a predicted model, not a curated record. Gene Ontology annotation, biological process: triglyceride biosynthetic process; diacylglycerol biosynthetic process.
AAAAUCAGUAAUGAAAUCAUUUCCUACUGCACUGAUAAUGAUGGUUUGUGAUAAGAAUUGUGUCAUAGCUCUACAAAAAGGACCUUUAUCACUGUUUGUCCCUGAGUUGCAGUUACGUGGUUGCUCAACCCGAUGAGGCUGCCUUUACAACAUUUCAGACCAAAAUAUUACGCAGUCAUCUUAACCACUGACUGCCUUCCAUGCAGUGCAGAAAGUAGAAAAAAAGACACAGUAAAAGCAACAUAAAAAGGCAUUUGCCAUUCCCCCCUUCCACUAACCUACUGGUUUGAAUGCUCUGCUAUGGUUCUUAGCAGAUUCUUCCUUGCAGGGUCAAAAGUCAGAUGUGGUAGAUAUGGAUUGGCAAAUCAAACCCUAUAUUGAGUUCCUGAGAUAAGACUGUCAGUAGGAGGUGAUGGUGGAGAGGUGAGAAGGACAGACUUUGGACCCACUUCACUCACUCUUCUCCUCCGCUACCGGCUACACCUCCUCGGUUUGUCUCUCUUCUCUUGUGGAAGUCAUGAAGAUAGAUUUUGCACCCCGGAAUCUGCCCCUGCACAGGAGACUGCAGACGGCGGCGGUGGCGCAGUGGGUCUUCUCCUUCAUUGCCCUGGCACCCCUCUGCAUCUUCCUGUUCUUUUACCUGCUGUUCACACGCUUCUGGCUGAUCAGCGUGCUGUACUCUGUCUGGUGGUUCUUUGACUAUGACACUCCUUCCCGGGGAGGCCGUAGGGUGCCAUUCUUGUGUGGCCUCAAACUUUGGGAAUACAUGCGGGAUUACUUCCCCAUCAAGCUGGUAAAGACAGCCGACCUGGACCCCAGGCACAACUACGUCCUGGGGUUCCAUCCCCACGGCGUGCUGGUGGCAGGGGCCUUUACCAACUUCUGCACCUAUGCUACAGGCUUCAGGCAGCUGUUUCCUGGAAUCACCAGCUACCUGCUCAUGUUGCCCCUUUGGUUCAGAGCCCCAUUCUUCAGAGACUACAUCAUGUGUGCAGGUCUGAUUCCUUCGGACAAAGAGAGCGCCAGGUAUCAGCUCUGCCGACAAGGUGGUGGUAACGCUGUUGUAAUAGCAGUCGGUGGGGCCCCGGAGGCCCUUGAUGCCCACCCUGGGACAUACAAUGUACUCUUGGCCAAGAAGAAAGGCUUCAUCAAAAUGGCAAUGGAGCAGGGUGCUCAUCUGGUUCCAGUCUUCUCCUUUGGUGAGAAUGAAGUGUUUGAUCAAGUGGAAAACCGAAGAGGAACCUGGCUUCGAUGGAUACAGGAACGGCUGCAGAGCAUCAUGGGUAUCUCCCUGCCUCUCUUCCACGCGCGUGGCAUUUUCCAAUACUCCUUUGGUCUCAUGCCUUACAGGAAACCCAUCAAUACAGUCAUUGGACGGCCAGUUCGGGUGGAGAAGAACAAGAAGCCAACGGCCGAGCAACUCGAUGCCCUCCACCAGCUGUACAUGGAUGAGCUCAGCAAUCUGUUUGAGGAGCACAAAGGCAACUAUGGAGUGGACAAGGACACUCACCUGAACUUUGUCUAAAGUGGACUGACGAUGGAAUGGAUUUGAAUGGCUAUUUAUUUGUAAAGGUCUGGUGCUGCAGGCUCAGAUAAUUGUACCCUUAGAUUGACUGUGACUUUGCUCUCAACUGGCCUGUUAAAUAAAGAGAAAAAAAAUUAUUGGUUCUGCAACAAGACACAUUGCCAUAUCUGUUUAUACAAGACAGGAUUCGAGUACAGUAUGAGAGAAACGCAACCACAAUAGAAAUGCUUACAGUUUAUGUACCCUUAUACUGUGACCUGUCACUACUCAGGGCUGUGUGGGACACAGUUCAGAAGGAACACUAACGACGCAAGUUGAGUUUUCCUCUCUUAAUUUCUCAGUUGUGGCAUCUGUCUGGGAUUCUGGAUUUUGUGCAAGACCUGAAACUUUCUCAAACGGAGUCAUAGGUUGAAUUUGGGUUGCAACACAGUUAAGACACUGUUUUUAAACACCAAUCUUUUCAGGAUUCUGUAUUCUUUGCUUUAAACAGGGAAAAUAAAAAUCUUAUAUUCAACACUCAA